ACGAUCUGAUGUUUGGAUUAUAACGUAAAAUCAAAAUGAUAUCACCGAUGUGUGUCAAACUAUAUAAUCCAGGAGGUAGUCACGUGCGCCUGGACGCUUUUCAAUUUUAGUUGAAAUAAUGUGCUUGUUUAUUUCAAUAUUACAGAAGAAAAAAAAACAAUCAGUGUAUGUUUUUGUUAUUAUAAGGUUCUCACGCGAAGAAGCACGUCGAGCAUCACUAACGAUGGCCCAAAACAGUGGAUCCCGGUGGGUUGUUGGAGCUUUGCUGGUGCUCUUAGCCAUGGGUAAGAUGACUGGCAGUAAAGUUAUAUAAUUAUGCAUCUAGCUAUACAAUCAUACCUAUCCCUCUCUUGUCCAUUCUGCUAUCCACACCUUGCAGGAGGACGAUCUAGGAAAGUGUGACAGUUAAUCAAGAAACUGGGGGGCGGGGGUUGCGUUCAUCACGUGACAUCAAAACAUUUAUUAAAUCAUACAUUUGAAAGCUCACAUUGACAUUGAUGUUACACUUUCUUUGGCCCUGGAAGUAUUCAUCAAUAAUUUGUCCCUAAGAAGUGUCUAAUGUAAAUAGUGAAGUGUAUUUUAUAUUUAAUUUGUAAUAAGUUGUCAACUCUAAUUUUAAAAAAUUAAAGUUGUGACAUACUUUAGAAGCAGGUGUCAAAGAUUUGUGAGAAUUUGUGACAGGUUAAAAAUGGUCAAAACUAGCGUAAUUUACUUUAUGUACGGCCCAUAUGACAGGAAAACAGUGAUCACAUCCAAUUUAUUAUGUUUGUUUCUGGGUGGGCAAGUGGUCUAGACCGACUCAAACAAAAUAGCUGGUGGUCUUGAGGUUAAUCCACACCAUCACAAGCAUCCCGGGUGGAUGGGACUAGUUAGCCUUGGACUGCAACUCAUCUAAGAGAAGGAAACUCUGAAUUCAAACCACGAGCUAGAAUGAUCAAUAAAUUGAUCGUGGCCCCCUCAAAUAUAGGAAGAAGAAGAAAAAGAAAGUUAAAUUACGGCGUCAAACAUUAUGCGUUCAUCCUUUUCUCAAGACAGAUAAUGCUUUGACAGCAUUUUAAAAAGCUUUCACUUAAUUAUCAUUACAGUGGUGUUAUAAAAAGUGGAACCCCAGCCUAUGGCUAGGCUCACCACUCUUCACAUACAAAUUUGCAAUAAGAGACAAAAGAAACUUGAAAUUAAAAACAGUUACGUAAAAGUAUUCAUUUGAAAACAGCUGUGUAUGAAUAUUGGCCUCGCCCACCCCAAGUACUUGUUACCUCCGUCUAGCCAUGGAUUGAAAACAGCUGUGUAUGAAUAUUGGCCUCGCCCACCCCAAGUACUUGUUACCUCCGUCUAGCCAUGGACGGCACCCAGCAGUGUCUCGCAUCGUUUAAUCCACCAGAAUCUCGGGAGACUGAGUCGGGAUAGUAAUGUUGGAAGAGAUGGGUCUUGAGUGCAGUUUGGAGGCUUGGAUGGUAUUGUGGAUGUGUAAUGGAAAAAAGAAUUCCAUGGUUCGAGGCCGCAGAAAGAAAAAAAAAAGAUCGUUCACUGUAUGUCUUACUUCGCAUCUUGGGAAAAGAAAGAAUAGGCGUGUCUGCGGAGAAAAUUUCACUGGUGCCUGUGUUGUAAUGUUAAAAUAUAUACCAGCAUCGUGUUCACAUUUUUUGGUGUUUUUUUUCUGUAAUGUUUCAUUGUUAUGACCGCACCAGCCACCUUGGCGUCGUCUGCCCCAAGAGGCACGUCACGUAAGCGAGACCUUCUGAACCUGGCCACCAUCAUCAACGCCUACACCGGUCGUGGCGCCCUCGACUACAACGACUACGGCUGCUACUGCGGCUUCGGAGGCUCCGGGACACCCGUGGAUGCUGUUGAUAGGUAAUGUAAGUUUUUGUAAUUAUUUAUUUAGCUAAUUGCAAAAGAAGUUCAAAUUUGUGGAUAUUUAUAACUGACUGAUAUUAAUUUGGCUUUGUAUAUGUUUAAAAAAAAAAGUGAUAAAAAUGUGUAUAAUUGUUGGUAUUAAUUUUUUUAAAACAUUCUUUAAAAUUUUGUAAUUUAAAUAUUUCAAAAUAAAAAAAUAAAACUUUAUUCGUUUCGUUAUCGAGGAAAAAAACAUUAAAAAAUACACAUCACUUAAUUCUUUUUUUUUUUUUUAAGAAUUAAGUAGAUGUGUAUUACAAAAUACACAUCUACUUCAUUCUUUUUAAAAUAGUCUUUAAUUAGCGUUAUAAACUAUUUAUUAAUUUAAAUAUUUCAAAAUAAAAAAAUAAAACUUUAUUCGUUUCGUUAUCGAGGAAAAAAACAUUAAAAAAUACACAUCACUUAAUUCUUUUUUUUUUUUUUUAAGAAUUAAGUAGAUGUGUAUUACAAAAUACACAUCUACUUCAUUCUUUUUAAAAUAGUCUUUAAUUAGCGUUAUCAACUAUUUAGUGAACUUCACCUUUGACGUUUAUUAUUUUAAAAAAUUGUCGUCGUAAUUGAACGUAUUGCGUCCAGCCAAUCUUUGCAUUGUUUCACGCCAGGUGUUGUCAGGCACACGAUGCCUGCUACUCUGCCACCAGUUGUUUGAUCCCACACUUGGCGUCAGCCAAAGAGGAGUGCCAUGGAAACACCUGCACGUGUUUAGGUGAGUCCGGCAAUGGUCACGUUGGGUAAAAAUAUUUCCGGCAGAGGUAUCUCACGUACAGUAUUUCAAAUACAGGUAACUCAUGCCCAAUAUUUCAAGUACAGGCAACUCAUGCACAAUAUUUCAAGUACAGGUAGUCCAUGCCCUGUAUUUCAAGUACAGGUAACUCAAGCCCAAUAUUUCAAUUUCAGGUUAUUAAUUUACAGGUAACUCAUUUACAAUAUUUCAAGUACAGGUAACUCAUUUACAAUAUUUCAAGUACUGGUAACUCAUGUAAAAUAUUUCAUAUACAAGUAAUGCGUUACAUUGUUGAUUUCAUUAUCUAAGAAUAAACAGGUUCAUUUCUCAAAGUCUAUUUAUUAAGAUUAAUAUCAAAUAUAUCUAAUAAAUUCAUCCGUCGAAAUCUACUAUGACCAAAGUAAUCAUCGCACAGGCUGAUAACUCUCCUCAACCCUGGGUGCGCAGAUGGCUGAUGACACCAAUUAUAGCAAAUACGAUUGUUGUUGGGUUGUUUUUUUUUUGGUACUAAUAAGUAACAUUGGCAUCCAAGUCAAGGGAUCUCAAGUCGCUAUAUGAAAUCGCUCUAUGUUUACAUAUCAUUGUAUGCAUUUCAAUAAUAUUUGUCUUUCAGAUCCCACCUACACCUGUGCCUACGAGGCUUGCCACUGUGACGUCGUAUUCGGCCAAUGUCUGUCUCGUGCCCCGUACGUCAAUUCCCACAAAGGAUACUGUCCCAACUAAGGGUGGAAAAAAAAAUCCAAAUUAAAGAGAAACGAAAUAAAUCAGAUUUUAGUGUCUAGUUUCUAUUUACGUGUCUUCUUAAAAAAAAAAAGUUGCAUUUUAAACUGUUAGGACUGUUUAUAUACAGAAACUUCUUGCACGGCUAAUACGUCUAGCUGUUAUAGACAUUUCAUCAUCAUCAGUUAUAUUAUUUUGUUUUUCAUCAGUGUUUUUUUUAAGGGAACGUUUUGUCAUGAGAGGCUAUUGGGGGUCAAUACGGAGCUUUGAUGCGUAUGGAAGCAGGCAGUUAUGGUAUUAGUACGGAUGCAACGCUGUCGUGGGAUGGCUUCUGAAUUUUUUUUUUCGAUUCUUGUCAAAGUUUGUGGAAAAAAAUCGAAUGAUGAGAGACUGCAAUCAGAUAAGGAAUCAAUUCCUAUGGCGCUACACCCAUGUAAUGGUUUGGCCUGCCUCACCACGUCCUUUCAUACAGACCUAACUGAUGCUUUUCUUUUCUAUGCUUGGAUUCCCGGCUGCUGUAGAUCUUUUUCCAUAUCGGAUUGCGGUAUAGAAGCGGAUAAUCGAAAUGAAUUAUGGGAAAGCCCCAAAAAAAGGAUGCAACAACAAAACAAAAAGGAUGUUUUUAUUCUAUUUGAUUUGUAAUUUUAAAUUUACUUAAUAAAUUAUUAUUUGUAAUCAGCCCUAUUUUGGGUAUCGUUCUUUAUUGCUGUAUUUAAUUAAUG
Molecule: messenger RNA, 4062 nt
Organism: Lymnaea stagnalis (great pond snail)
Lineage: Eukaryota; Metazoa; Mollusca; Gastropoda; Lymnaeidae
Source: the annotation of a GenBank genome assembly